GAAGCCUGUUAAAUCCUGAUAUCUGCUGCGCAGAAAUGCAUCGGUGUUGAGCCGCAGAGUGAGAUGAGCGGAUCUUUCUCUCUCGAGCUGCCAGGCAGAAUGUUCUCGUCAGUACAGCCAUAUGAAAACCAGCGAUAUGCGGCCCUGAAGAAGGACUGCCAGCGGAGGAAAGUUCUCUUCGAGGAUCCUCUGUUCCCAGCCAACAAUGACUCCCUCUUUUACAAGUCACAGAUUCAGGGUAUCGAGUGGAAACGUCCAAAGGAUAUCUGUGAUGACCCCCACCUUUUCGUAGAUGGCAUCAGUUCCCAUGACUUACAUCAGGGCCAGGUGGGGAACUGCUGGUUUGUGGCGGCCUGCUCGUCACUGGCCUCCAGGGAAUCCUUGUGGCAGAAGGUCAUCCCAGACUGGAAAGAGCAGGAAUGGUCCGCCGAGAAGCCGGAGAACUAUGCCGGGAUUUUCCAUUUCCAGUUCUGGCGGUUUGGCACUUGGGUGGACGUGGUGAUUGAUGACCGCCUGCCCACACUCCACAACCAACUCAUCUAUUGCCACUCCAACUCCAAGAAUGAAUUAUGGUGUGCACUGGUAGAGAAGGCCUAUGCCAAACUGUCUGGAUGUUAUGAAGCCCUUGAUGGAGGCAACACGGCGGAUGCCUUAGUAGACUUCACCGGCGGCGUCUCGGAGCCCAUUGACCUGCUAGAAGGCGACUACGUGAACGACGAAGCCAAGCGGAACCUCCUCUUCGAACGGGUGCUCAAAGUCCACAAUCGGGGAGGCCUCAUCAGCUGCUCCAUCAAAGCAACCACAGCGGCUGACAUGGAAGCCCGCCUGGAUUGCGGCCUAGUCAAAGGUCACGCCUACGCAGUCACCGAUGUGAGGAAAGUCCGCCUCGGCCAUGGCCUCCUGGCCUUCUUCAAGUCUGAAAAGCUGGACAUGAUCCGGUUGCGGAAUCCCUGGGGGGAGAGAGAGUGGAACGGUCCCUGGAGCGACACUUCUGAAGAAUGGCAGAAGGUCAGCAACGGCGAGCGAGAGAAACUGGGAAUGACCGUGCAGGAUGAUGGAGAAUUUUGGAUGAUAUUUGAAGACUUCUGCAAGUACUUUACAGACAUCAUAAAAUGCCGUCUUAUAAACACGUCGUACCUGAGUAUCCAUAAGACCUGGGAGGAAGUGGUCUUGCGAGGGGCCUGGGCGAGACACGAGGACCCCUUGAAGAACCGUUGUGGGGGCUGCGUCAAUCACAGAGACACUUUCCUGCAAAACCCCCAGUAUGUUUUUGAUGUGAAGAAAACAGAGGACGAAGUGCUUAUUAGCAUCCAACAGAAGCCAAAACGGACCAGUCGGAAGGAGGGCAAAGGGGAAAACUUAGCUAUAGGAUUUGACAUCUUUAAGGUCGAGUUGAAUCGGAUCUUCCGGAUGCACACCCUGCAGCAGAAAGUAGCCAGUUCCAUCUACAUCAACUCCCGCAGCGUCUUCCUGCGGACGGACCUGAAAGAAGGCCGCUACAUCAUUAUCCCCACCACCUUCGACCCCGGCCACGUGGGCGAGUUCCUUCUCAGGGUGUUCACAGAUGUGCCUUCCGAUUGCCAAGAGUUGACCCUGGAUGAGCCCCCGCACACCUGCUGGAGCGGAAUGUGCGGCUACCCUCAGUUAGUGUCGCAAGUCCACGUUGUCUCGGCAAGCGGCCUAAAGAACCAGAGUUCCCAAGACGGACUGGAUUCCUACGUGAUUAUUAAGUGCGAAGGAGAGAAAGUCCGUUCGCCGGUGAUAAAGAACAGCCAGACACCUCAAUUUGACGUGAAGGGCCUUUUCUAUCGCAGGAAGCCAGGCCAGCCCAUCCUCAUACAGGUCUGGAACCAUAACCUUAUCAGUGAUGAGUUCUUGGGCCAAGUCUCUCUUCCGGGUGACCCUAACGACCUCCAGUCCGUGCAUAUCCUUGGUCUCCAGGACAAGGGAAAUAAACGAUCCGGUGAACUCCCAGGUUCUCUGAAGGUGCAGCUGCUGACUAGCAGCACCCUAACCAACGUCUGAAUUACUCAAGGACUUUUCCUCUUGUGCCAUAUAUAAAUGUAUAUAAUCUUACAAGAUGCAGUAUAUACAUAUAUAUGCCUGCAGAUGUAUACGGACUGUGCAUGCAUUCACUUUGAAAAGGAGGACCGGCUCUUUUGUUUUCAAGGAUUUUUUUUGGUUUUUAGUUUUUAUAAAAAGGUGCCUUUUCCAGAAGCCAAAACAUUUUUUGUUGACUGCAUUCAAGGCAUGAUUUAUGUCACUAGUGGCGGGUAGCAAGGUGGCACAGGGAGGCCUCGAACCAAUUUUGCUCCUUUGGGGAGAGGGGGGUUGCAGCCUCAGGAUUGCACCACGAGGCCGUAUGUUUACACAGAGAGAAGCAUCUCUCUCAUGCGCACACGUAUGGGUUUGGAGUAUUAUCCCAUCCCAGAAAAAUGCAUUGCCAAAUUCUCCGAAGGGCUUGUUCUUAACUGGUAUAUCCUCCAUCUAUGUUGUUAGCAUUGAGGCUAGAAGAUGUGUCCAACAGCCCUCUGCAUUUCCUCGGACAGGUUAUUUGAUCCCCAAGUUGGGAAUGAGAUACGUGAGAAUAUUCCUUGCCCACCAGAGCCCUGGGGGAAGUGGCAGAAGUUUACUGCAUGGAUGCUCCUUAACCACCCAAUGAUUUGGCUUGGACUGCUGAAUCUUUUAACCAAUUGGGCAGUGCCUAUGUGCGUGUUAUGACUGCAGCGGGGGGAAAGCACAGAACGUUGUACUGGGUGCAUAGAUAAUGUCAUGUCCAUUUCAUGUCAAAUAAUUUCAUGUAAAAUCAUUCCAUGUCAAGUGUACUGCACCCAGUACACUUAUUAUUUUUUUUUAAAAAGAAGAGGUUUCUAGUCCUUAUGAUUGGGGCGAUGUGCUUGCCAGUGGGUGAGCAAUGCCUGCUGAAAUCGCAGAAUCCGGAGAGAUGGCAGAAGGAAGUUGUUUCCAAGGUGGGUGAAACUCAGGGUCCCACAAAGCACCUUCCCAGUUGUGCAAACUAAGAGAGGUUAAGCAGAUUGACACCUACAAUUGCAACAGGCCGUGGAAUUCAGCCGGUUUAGGUGCAUAAAUUCAGUUGCCCAAUGUUGCCUUUUUUAUUAAUGGCACAGGUAUAAAUAGUAUUAUUCCAUACUACAGUGGUAAAGUGUUGGAAAGAAGUCAGUCUGGCCUAGGAAGGGUCAAGAAGAAAUAGGAGAAGACUUAGCUGUUCCCCAGCUUUUCCUUCCAAUCGAUCUGGACUGCUUUGGCCUGCACUGUUAUAUACAGCAUUUUGCUCCAGCCCUCAAGAUGUGGACCAAUCAAGUCUUCAUGGGGCGGAGCUGUACUCCUCUGCCAUUAACUCUUUGAGGGUGAUGUCAAAUUCUAUCACGGAGAGAGCUAUUUCCACUACUUACUAUAAAACAAGAGCUGCUAUUUGGGGAGGGCCAAAGAUUGUGGUUGCGAGUGUUAGCACACCCUUUCUAGGCAAGAAAGCAAAAAGAAGCCUGUAUGUUUUCUGAGCAUGGCAUCUUGAAACCAUCUGGAAAAUGACCUAAAGGAGUUGGAAUGCCAUUGUCUGUACUAAAACCAGACAAAUCAAAUGUUUCAAGAUUCUGGGCAGGUGUUUUUCGUAAGAGGAAGGACCCAUACAUUUGUGUCGCUCCGGUCUGCUGAGGGAGUGAACCCCUUAGGCUACAAUUAAGUUUACGUGACAUAAAGUGAAGUCCUGCUGAACUCGAUGGAACUCACCUCUAAGUUCACAUGUUUAAAUUUGGGCCGCCUGUUAGUCCACGUGCCAAGCUGCGGUUCUUUUGUCAAACGAUGGACCGAAGUGUUGGGUCUGUCCUCAUCUAGUAGCAAGACAGUCUCCUGGGCUGGAUCAAAGCCCUGCACAUCUACAAAGCUGACCGCAUGUGAACUGGAGAAAGCCACAGCCUAACCUACUUUACAGGAACGUCGUGAGGGCGGUUCGGUCCCGGCUGUGUAUUUGAGCAUCUGCUCGACAUCAAGAGGUUCCCAGGUUCAGUCGCCGUCUUCUCCACUUAAAAAUGAUCAGGCAGUACAUGAUGUGAAAGACGUCAACCUCAGGCCCCGGAGAGCUGCUGCUAGUCUGAGCGGACAAUUCUGAAUGUGAUAGGCUAAUUGUCUGACUCAGUAUAUGGCAGCUUCUUGCAGACAUAAGGGCUAGAAACUUGCUUGUUUAAGAAAAAUCAAAAGAUUAGAUUCUCAAGAUGCUGAAUUUGGAACCCACUCUUAUGUUUCUGCUCCCAUGGAAUCACACCUUAUAUUAUUAGAAUGGGUGGGGGAUUUACUGUGCAAUCCUAAACUGAGCUAUACACUUCUAAACCCAUAGACUUAGAAGGGCAUAACUUGGUUUCGGAUUGCACUGUGAACCAUGUUUUUGGCAACAUUUUCUGUCUCAGCUGAUGUCUUUCUUGCGAUGGAGAAGGGACUCUAUUUGUAGACUCUGUGAGGGCCCAGAGAAGAAGCCAAACCAAAUCAAACAGGGUAGGACAGAGAAUGUUCGGCAACAGGUCUGCUAACAAAGGAUCCAGAGGAGUUAGCCGUGAGUCUGUAGUAGCAAAAUCAAAAAGAGUC
Eublepharis macularius is the source of this 4596-nucleotide messenger RNA. RefSeq names its product calpain 5 (gene CAPN5). Gene Ontology annotation, molecular function: calcium-dependent cysteine-type endopeptidase activity. Gene Ontology annotation, biological process: proteolysis. Gene Ontology annotation, cellular component: cytoplasm. The record is from RefSeq and is a predicted model, not a curated record. Bases 64 to 2025 code for a protein of 653 amino acids. NCBI's taxonomy places the organism in Eukaryota, Metazoa, Chordata, Lepidosauria, Squamata, Eublepharidae. The transcript is spliced from 13 exons.